Messenger RNA from Aptenodytes forsteri (emperor penguin), 1826 nucleotides. RefSeq names its product ferredoxin reductase (gene FDXR). Lineage: Eukaryota; Metazoa; Chordata; Aves; Sphenisciformes; Spheniscidae. The annotation marks the transcript as partial. Gene Ontology annotation, biological process: ubiquinone biosynthetic process. The transcript has 11 exons. The record is from RefSeq and is a predicted model, not a curated record. Gene Ontology annotation, cellular component: mitochondrion.
GGGCCCGCGGGGUUUUACACGGCUCAGCACAUCCUCAAGCACCACGCCGGGGCCCGAGUGGACAUCUAUGAGAAGCUGCCGGUUCCCUUCGGGCUCGUCCGUUUUGGGGUGGCCCCAGACCAUCCCGAAGUGAAGAACGUGAUCAAUGCCUUCACGCAGACGGCGCGCUCGGAGCGCUGCGCCUACUAUGGAAACGUCACCGUGGGGAAGGAUGUCACGGUGGCAGAGCUGCGGCAGGCUUACCACGCCGUGGUGCUGAGUUACGGUGCUGAAGAUAACCGGGUCCUGGGGAUCCCAGGGGAGAACCUCUCCGGCGUUUAUUCGGCCCGAGCGUUCGUGGGCUGGUACAACGGGCUGCCCGAGAACCGGGAUCUGAAGCCCGACCUGAGCUGCGAGACAGCGCUGAUUCUGGGUCACGGCAACGUGGCGCUGGAUGUUGCCCGGAUCCUCCUGUCCCCGCUGCAUCUCCUCAGGAAGACAGACAUCACUGACAGCUCCCUGGCAGCUCUUGCCUGCAGCAAGGUGAAGCGCGUCUGGCUGGCUGGGAGGAGGGGACCUCUCCAAGUUGCUUUCACUAUCAAGGAGCUGCGGGAGAUGAUAAACCUGCCUGGUGCCAGACCUGUCUUGAACCCUGCUGACUUCACAGGCCUCGAAAACGCUAUUAAAGAUGCCCCCAGGCCCAGGAAGCGACUGACUGAGCUGAUGAUCAAAACAGCCCUAGAGAAGCCUGGGGAGAAGAUGAUGGAGGUGCAGGCGGUGGUGGCACAGGCAGCAGCCCCCCGGGAGUGGGGCCUGAAGUUCCAGCGCAGCCCCCAGGAGGUGCUGCCCACCACUGACGGGAGGCGGGCGAGGGGCGUCCGCAUGGCCCUGACCCGCCUGGAGGGCUCGGGGGACUCCGCCAAAGCCGUCCCCACUGGAGACGUGGAGGAGCUGGAGUGCGGGCUGGUGCUCAGCAGCAUUGGCUACCAGAGCCGGCCUCUGGACCCAGCGGUACCCUUCGACACCCAGCGCGGCGUUAUCCCCAACAGCUCGGGCAGAGUGGAGGGUGUCCCAGGUCUGUACUGCAGCGGAUGGGUGAAGAGAGGACCCACGGGCGUGAUCAUCACCACCAUGAAUGACAGCUUUGACACUGCCCAGUCUGUGCUGGAGGAUCUCCAGGUGGGCGUGCUGGACGUGUCCGCCUCCAGAGAAGGCUUUGGGGCCGUGGAGAGCAUCCUGGGCAGCCGAGGGGUCCGUCCUGUUUCCUUCUCGGACUGGGAGAAGAUAGAUGCUGCUGAAGUGGCAAGAGGCAAAGCUGCUGGCAAGCCCCGGGAGAAGAUAGUGGAUCCUCAGGAGAUGCUGCAGUUGAUCGGUCGCUAAAGCGGCAGCGGUGGGAAUGUGGCACUGCUCCCGCUGGUGCUGUCCUGGGGCAACGCCAGUGGGUUACGGGCAGGGCCCGGGAGAGCAGGGCUUGUGGCCGCUCUGGGGAGGUGUGUGACACUUGAGCCUUUCUAGUAACGAUGAACUCUGGAUUCCUAAAGCGAGUCUUUCAAAACAUCUGAGACUGCUGGCUGGCCCUGCAUCUCUGCAGCCGGCUGCUGCCCCUGGGGCGAUUCUCGUCAUUCGGGUCCUUCGAGCAUUAACAAAUUGGCCGGCAGAGGCGAGGGGAGAUGUGCACCUGGCAGGAGUCCUGGCCAGGCACUUUCCCCAUGGCAAGUCGCGUAGAGAAACUUCCUUGUGUCUUGCUGCCUCCCCUUCAAGCCUCAAGCCAAAUGGCUCUGUUGCCUUGUCAUUCGUGCCCGAGCAGGCUUCUUUUAAUAAUUGUUUUUUAAAUAAACCCUUCCAGG